Messenger RNA from Verticillium dahliae VdLs.17, 1315 nucleotides. RefSeq lists its product as uncharacterized. NCBI's taxonomy places the organism in Eukaryota, Fungi, Ascomycota, Sordariomycetes, Glomerellales, Plectosphaerellaceae. The transcript is spliced from 2 exons. The record is from RefSeq and is a predicted model, not a curated record. Bases 85 to 936 code for a protein of 283 amino acids.
GGAGCAGCCAGCUAUUCCACAGCUGUCCACGAACCAACUUCCCAUUUCGAGCCCACAUUCCGCAUACUUGUCAGAAUUUUCUCGAUGAGCUUUGCACACAACAUCGAACGCCAGGCUGAGGCCACUGCCCUGUGUUUCCCUCGAGUCACUUCAACCAUGUAUGAUGAUCGAGAUCGAGCGGGGCAAGGCUGUUUCCUCUGCCUCGAGAGUCCUACGCAGGGCCAGUAUGCUGUUCUCGUGCCAUGUGUUCGACCAACAGAGCCUCCACAGGUGGUAGGAUUCUCCGAUAUGUUUACCAGCCCGAAACCAAUGUAUGGGAAGAUGAUGUCCUGGGAAACUGCCUGUGAGUCAGACGAGCAAAUCUAUCGGAGAUUGGUGGAUACGUGUUACCGGUAUCUGGGGCCGUGGAAGAAAUGGCUGCCAUACUAUGGAAUCGACGGAGUACUGGAAGUCAACUUUGCCUUUGCUGGUAUUGUUGAACCGGAUGAACGCUAUCCGAUCUGUAUGGAUCCAGUGGAAGCAAACAACGUCGCUGCAGAAUGCGAGAGAAUCAUAGCGAAACACCCGACGGGUCCAUAUCUUGAUAUUGACGAGGUAUGCCUGGACGACGACGAACACAGUGACCAAUGCCUCGUUGGUAUGGAUGAGUGGUCCCAACCCUGUAUCAGAGCCGCCGCGGAGGAAGCAGUGCAGCGCCGUACUCGGCUUCUGUUCCCGUCGCUGCUUCGUGACUGUGCCCGGGACCCUAAGAAAGCCAACGGACUACACACGCUGGAAGGUUGGACGCAACAGAGUUGCAUAUACGACACAAAGUACCAUGAACAUCUUUCUUCUACCUACCCCCGUAGCAUCAAUCAUUUUCUAACCAGAAUAGGGGUAAAAAUCGAGUCGCACUGCCUCGUACGAAUCAGCAAUUCCAUGGAACGGUUCGGAUGAGAGGCCUGCACUUCGUUUUAGGAUGGCAGAAAGAUAGAAUGAGGGUAGAAUUGUUGCCGAGAAUCUCAGCUGCUUGGUCAGGAUUUGCCAUCAUAUGGCUUUGCCUAGUCCUCUGGAGGGCGACUGGGGGGGAUUGGGGAACGGCUCUAGCAUUCGCACAAGUUGUUGCAGCAUCGUUGUCCAUCGUCAUCAUCCAUUUCCAACGAUAGUCUCGACAUGAGGUAGGUUUUUUUCGUAGGGCUUAUAGCGCCUCCUGCACUUUUCUGGAUGUCGCGUAUCUUGCGGAGAGCGGUAAGGCUGCACCAAGCAUCCCAUACCAAAGUACACGCUGGUGCGAACAAGGGCCCGGACUGCAGACAUAACAAGGAGCAUUCCUGUC